CCCGCCAAUCCAUACUCUCGGUCCUCGUCUGCUCCGGUAUGGCAACUGCCUCGAUUGGUCGAGCCUGAGCCAGCAUGGCGGCGCCUGUGUAAGGCUGUCCGUACCGCGAAAAGGACAGCGGUCGAGGCGCGGGUCCCGGGGGGUUAGAGUCACCAUGCUGAGGACCGCGUGGAGGGCGCUGAGUUCGAUUCGGACCCAGACAGUGACCCAGGCCCCAGUCCUUGGGCUGCUGGGCAGAGGGAGCGCCACGCUUCCUUCUAGCCAGUGGGACCUGCAGCCUCGAAGUCUCUUCCAGGCCGCCCGCGGAUACGCCAUCCAGAAACCAGUCCAGCCCAGCCAAGACGAUGACCCACCCCCUUCCACGCUGCUCAAAGGCUACCAGAACAUCCCUGGAAUUGAGAAGGUUGAUGAUGUCGUGAAGAGACUCUUGUCUUUGGAAAUGGCCAACAAGAAGGAGAAGCUAAUAAUCAAGGAAGAACAGUUGAUGAAAAAGGUCGUGGCAAACCCUGAGGACACCAGAUCCCUGGAGGCUCGAAUUGUUUCCUUGACCAUCAAGAUACGCAAUUAUGAAGAACACAUGCAGAAACAUCGAAAGGACAAAGCCCACAAGCGCUAUCUGCUGAUAGCUAUCGACCAGAGGAAAAAGAUGCUCAAAAACCUCCGUAACACCAACUAUGAUGUCUUCGAGAAGACAUGCAGGGAGCUGGGGAUUGAGUACACUUUUCCCCCUCUGUAUUACCGAACAGCCCACCGCCGAUUCGUGACCAAGAAGGCUCUCUGCAUUCGGGUUUUCCAGGAGGUUCAAAAGCUGAAGAAGCAAAAAAAGGCCUUAAAAGCUGCAGAAGCAGCAGCUCGAAAACAAGACCAGAAGAACCUGGAGAGCCCUUCCAAAGCCUGACCAGAGACACUCAGAAGAAAACCGAUAAAUUCUGGGGCCGGGCACAGUGGCUCACACCUGUAAUCCUAGCAC
This is a messenger RNA of Propithecus coquereli (Coquerel's sifaka), 970 nucleotides long. It is a transcript of the gene MRPS15, whose product is annotated as mitochondrial ribosomal protein S15. Gene Ontology annotation, cellular component: ribosome. The transcript is spliced from 8 exons. Bases 155 to 898 code for a protein of 247 amino acids. The record is from RefSeq and is a predicted model, not a curated record. Gene Ontology annotation, biological process: translation. NCBI's taxonomy places the organism in Eukaryota, Metazoa, Chordata, Mammalia, Primates, Indriidae. Gene Ontology annotation, molecular function: structural constituent of ribosome.